Molecule: messenger RNA, 705 nt
Organism: Linum trigynum
Lineage: Eukaryota; Viridiplantae; Streptophyta; Magnoliopsida; Malpighiales; Linaceae
Source: the annotation of a GenBank genome assembly
AUGAGCGAAGGAUCUCUCUGUUCAUGGAUUGCCGGCGCCCAGUUAGCACCGUUUGGUUCGCAGGCCUUCUCCACGAGUGCAGGUACCUCUCUGCUUGCCAUUGGGGGCCUCUGCGAAGAAGAAGACCUGAAUGAUGAUGGAGGUCACGUAGGAGAGAAGUCCCGUUCACGAAGCGAUGCCCUCAAGACAUCAAAGGAUCUCUCGAUUCAUGGGUCGCCGGUGCCAAUUAGCACCAGUUGGUUCGCAGGCCUUCUCCACGAUCUUGAGGGAACCAGAAAUUGUGCGUUGGUCGAGGAAAGUGUACUGAAGCCACGCCUACAGGCUACAACUGACCAGUUACUCCACCGGUUCAUGCCUAAGAUAGCAGAGCCCGAGUGGUAUGCUUCCUGUCUAUGUGCCCUGGGGAACUCUGAACUUGAGCACAAGGAGUACGAGACGAGUAGGGUGAGAAGGAAAGAGCUUGACUGGCAAUCCAUUUUUGUGUUGGUGGUCGUGCUAACAAUUGAGUCUGUUGCGGGAGAAAUGUUUUUUUUAUUCUUCCAAUUUGUCGGCUCCAAUUUGCUGUUCAAGGCUCGGCCCUUAGCGGUGUUGGGGGACGGGCAACACUUGUCUGGUGGUAGCGCGGUGAUGGCGGUAUUAAGAUGGCAACGCGAUGCUGGAAACAGAGUUGUGAGUGAACCCGACGGCGGUGCUGUGCUUCGAUAG